GAGCAGUUUGAGGUAAAUUCUAACCACAUCUACCUUGCUGGCAAGAACCUUUUGCUAGCCUGUACGGGCUACAAGGUAAGGCACAAGAAGCACUUCAAAGCUGAUGGUUCUGCGGUUAAGCUAUGGCUUUGCCAACGUUGCCAUCUUGCCCGUCAACUCAAUGCUGCCAAAGUUGUGAGUGGGACUCACCAUAUUACUGAGCAUAUGAUAAAGGUCCACCGUAUUGAUCCUGCCACUGGGCUGCUGCCAGAGACACCCUCAAGGCCUGGUUUUUCAUCACCAUUUGAAGCAGCCAAGGCAGCUGGCUCAAGCAGUUUUAUCUCACACUCGCCA
Macroventuria anomochaeta is the source of this 333-nucleotide messenger RNA. RefSeq lists its product as uncharacterized. The annotation marks the transcript as partial. NCBI's taxonomy places the organism in Eukaryota, Fungi, Ascomycota, Dothideomycetes, Pleosporales, Didymellaceae. The record is from RefSeq and is a predicted model, not a curated record. The transcript is spliced from 2 exons.